CGUUUGCACUUUGCAAGAAUAAAUUUUAGUGUAAUUGUAAAGUAAAGUGGGUAUAUGACGGAUGCAAAUUAAAAAAUUAGCGAGUUAAUUUCGCUUGAAUUGUUAUUUUUUUUUUUAAUUUUAAAUUACGAAAAAAUUUUUUUUCCUUAUAAAAUUUUAUAGUGAAUAAUAAUAUUUGAUUAAGUGUAUAAAUUUUAAUUAUUGAAUAUAAUAUUAUUAUAAAAGAAAAAAUAGAAAUUAUUCAAAAAAGGAAAAUUAGCACUUUGGCUAGGUGAAAGUUUAAAAAAGAAAAACGUACUUAUUUAAAUGCAUAUAACAUAUAUAGAGGUAUGCUGAUUCAUUUUUAUUGGGUACUAAAAGUUUUACAGCAGCUUUUCAAUUAAAAAAAAAAAAUACGAUUUAUUCUGCAUUGUAUACGCAUACAGAAAUAUAUACCCACAACAUUAAGAAUAAAAUAUUUAUAUUAAAUUGUGCAAAAAUUAAACAAAUGUAUUUUGGGUCUUUUAACACAAUUUGAUUAAAAUCGAAUUUAAAAAAAUUUUUUUUUUGAAUACAUAGUACGUAUAACUUUAUAUGUACAUACACAUAUAAAGCAAAAUUAUUUCUAGAAAUUAUUUCUGUGUAUAAAAAACUUUAAAUAAUUAGAAAAUAAUAAUAUUAUUAAAAGAAAAAUGGCUGUCCGAAAAAAGCAAGACGAUUCAAAUUUAAAAAUUUUAAGAGAAUUAGUAACAAGUGGUGGUAAUCGCCAAUGUUUUGAUUGUGGUCAAAAAGGUCCAACAUAUGCCAACAUUACAAUUGGAUCAUUUGUAUGCACUCGAUGUUCCGGAGUACUACGUGGUCUUACGCCUCCACAUCGAGUAAAAUCAAUAUCGAUGGCAACAUUUACACAAGAAGAAAUAGAUUUUUUAAAAUCCCAUGGAAAUGAUGAUUGUGCAAAAACAUGGUUAGGAUUAUGGGAUCCGAAACGUACUGUACAUCAGGAUCAAAGAGAAUUAAUGAUAGAUAAAUAUGAACGUAAACGUUAUUUCUUAGAACCAGCUAGUCCACUUAAAUCUUUAACAAAUGCUGCAACAUCAAAAUUAUCUUCAUCAUCUUCAUUAUCAUCAUCAUCAGUAUCAUCAUUAUCAACUGCUAGUAAUAUAAAUCAUAAUAAUAAUAAUAAUAAUAUUAAUAAUAUCAAUAACAGUAAUAAUAGUAAUAUGAGUAAUGGUUAUACUUAUCUAAGUGAUAAUAAUACAAACAACAACAGUAAUAAUAAUAAUAAUUAUAAUUAUCAUAAAAGUAGUAAUUUUAAUGGUAACAAUUCAAGUAGUUUGAAUAAUGGUCAUCAUCAGAUUAGUAAUGGAAUUCUAGCUCCACCAUCACCACGACAUCAUAAUGUUACAUCAUCUUCAUCAUCAUUAUCUUCGGCAGGUGGACAAAAUGGAUUUAAUGGAGCAAAUGUAUAUCAUAGACCACAUAGUAGCAGUUAUUAUCAGCAACAACAACAGCAGCAACAACAACAGCAGCAACAACAACAGUCAAACCAACAACAGUACCAACAACAACAAAAACAGCCAAUACAACAAAAUGGUUAUACUAAUGGAUUUAAAACUAAUGGAUUUACACCUGACUCAGAUUUCGUUGCUGAUUUUGGUUCAGCAAGUAUAGUUACUGCAAAUCCAAACAAUGGAACAAGAAUUAAAGCUCAACAAAAUGAUAUUUCGGGGAAUAAUAAUGGUAAUAAUAAUAUAAAUGGUACAUUUGGAACAGUUUCUAAUGGAAAUGUAAAUGAAAAUUUUGCUGAUUUUGAACAUGCUCCAAUAUAUAAUGCUGCUGCAGCCUACAAUUACAAUUUUAAUAUGCCAACUUUUGAUAAUUUUGCAUCAACGUCGUCAUCGAAUAAUAAAAAGAAUUCUUUAACUAAUUGUGAUUUAUUAUCAAUUUCUACAAAUCUAUUUCAAACUUCAAAUAAUUUAUAUGAGAAUUCUAAUAAAAAUAACAAUAAUAAUAAUAAAACGAAUAACACAUUUUUCACCGUCCAACCAACAUCAUUUUGUGAUGAGUAUAUAUCCAACAAUAUAAAUUAUAAUGGUAAUAGUUUUGGAAAUAAUAACAAUUAUUUCAACUCAAACAAUAAUAAUAAUGUUAAUAAUAUCAAUGUAAAUAAUAAUUAUAAUAAUAAUAUAAAUGAUAACAUUUUCGAUAUUUUUAUUAAUAAUAGUAAUAAUAAUAUUGAUAAUAACAAUAGUAUUAAUAAUAUGAGUAAUAAUAUUAAUAAUAAUAAUAAUAAUAAUAAUAAUAAUAAUAAUAAUAAUAAUAAUAAUAAUAAUAAUAAUAAUAAUAAUAUGAAAAACAAUAAUAAUAAAAAUGAUACUAUUUGCAAAAAUAUUAUACAACAUCACAGCGGUUGUAAAUCAUCAUUUGAAUAUAACAAUUCAAUAAAAGAUAAUUACAAUUUUAAUUCAAGUAACGAUCAAUCAAAUUUAGAAGAUUUGAAUAAUUCGCAAUGGAAUGUCUGGCAGGAGUUUGAUAUAACGAAAAAUAAUAACGUGAAUGAAAAUAAUAAUAAUUACGAAAAUUUUUUCAAUCAGAAUUCUUGUAGUAUGCCACUAAAUAUGAACAACAAUAAUAAUUUUGCUUUCAAAUCGUCAACAAAUGUAACAUCAAGAUCUAAUUCAAUAGUUAAUUCAACACCACCGGCUGAUCGUUAUGCUGCCCUUAAAGAUUUAGACGAACAACUAAGAGAAACAAAAAGUUCAUCUACAUUACCGAUUACAUCAGUAUUCACGUCAGAAGUUUUACAGAAUUCUACAACAGUAAAUAAUGCGAAUCCUUUUAAAACUGUUCAACCGGUAUCAGGUAAUCCAUUCCAAACAAAUGGGAAUCUUUCAUAUAGUGUUAAUGGAACAAAUGGUUCACUAUACGAUAAUACGACUUCCCAACAACUUCAAGUUCAACAGCAAACACAGAAUAUUUCAAAUGGUUUUGUUGCAAAUACAAAUUAUGGGUUAUUUAACGGUUACAACAAUAAUAACAAUAAUAAUAUAGGAAAUGUUUUUAAUGCAUAUAAUAACAACGUAAGUUCGAAUUUAAUCCAGCAACAACCUGUAAUAACUGGAAAUUAUGCAUCAAUGAAAAAUCCAUUUAUGACUACAACUAUAAACUCAAAUAAUCCGUUUUUAUGAAAAGGAUAAGCCGGUUGAUAUUAUAACCGGUUAUAACUUUUUACUUCAGAAGGAAAAAUAUGUUUGCAGAAAUGUUAUUAAUAUUUUGAAAGGAAAAGAGAAAAUAUUGUCCUUUUUAUUUAUUAAAAACAAGAAAAAAAAUAUAAAUAAAUAUAUUUUAAAAAUUUAUUCACUUAUUAUGUAGAAAUUAACCUUCAAAUUGCUCCUAAAAUAUAGAAAUAAUUACACAUUAUAUAAUUAUAAUUUAUUUUUUUUAUUUCUUUCUUAUCUACAAAUAUAAUAUUAUUAUAAAAUUACUAAAAUUGUCGCUAAGUAGAUAUAUAAUUGUGAACAAACAUUUGAACAAUUUGAAAUUGGAUGGUAUUAAAACGGAAUUAAAAAUGUAUUUGCUUAAAAUUUUAUUCAAAUAUUAAUUAUCAGUUUUAUAUAAUAAAUAUAUAAAAAAAAUUUAUUGAUUUUGUUAACUUACAUAUAUCGAAAAAAAAAAUUUUAUUAACACAUUUAGAAAAAUACAUAAUAUACAUAUCUAUGUAUUUUUAAAUAAUUCAGUAAUAUUUUAUAUUUACAAAUUUUAAAUGAAAUUGUACACUUCAAUUUUAUAAAAUUGAUCAAAAUUGUGUUAUAUGUUAUAUAUGUUAUUUAAAAUAUAAUUUUGUAUUGUACUACAACAUAUUUAUA
Condylostylus longicornis is the source of this 3845-nucleotide messenger RNA. It is a transcript of the gene drongo, whose product is annotated as probable cyclin-dependent serine/threonine-protein kinase DDB_G0292550. Gene Ontology annotation, molecular function: GTPase activator activity. Lineage: Eukaryota; Metazoa; Arthropoda; Insecta; Diptera; Dolichopodidae. The record is from RefSeq and is a predicted model, not a curated record. Bases 672 to 3167 code for a protein of 831 amino acids. The transcript has 7 exons.